AUUACAUCUGGCACCAGUUUUGCUGCUCUUUUUUGAAGUCUUACCUCCACUGGCACAUAUUUAAUUCUAGCUCAUAAACCCACAUAACAUUCAAUUCUCUUUCUCUUUCUCUCUCUCUCUUUCUCUCCUUCUCCAAAUUGACUUGCAGGUUUCUCAUAACAGUGAAAAGAAUUUGAGAUGGGAUUUUACAGAGUAGAUGAUGAUUCAAGCUAAAAGCUUCAAUCUUGGUGAGUUUUUCACAAUCUCUCUUUGUUAAAAAAAAAAAAUAAAAAAAAAAAAACAAGAAGAAGAAAAGAAAAGAAAAGAAAAAACAUGGAGCGGGUUUUGCUAGAAAUUAAAGAGAAAACUUUUCCUUCUCCAAUAGAACAGCCUUAUAUUCUUGCUCAGCCACCACCACCAUCUUUACCUUCCAAUACUCAAUCUGAUACUUUCAAUUUCAACAACAAAGUGAGUCCUAGUAUAUUGCUUAUCAUUAUAAUCCUAGCAAUCAUUUUCUUCGUCUCUGGUUUGCUUCAUCUCCUUGUUAGAUUCCUCUUGAGACCCCCAAAUAGAGACCCAGAUGAUUUGGAAAAUGUGACAGCUCUUCAAGGCCAAUUGCAGCAGCUUUUUCACCUCCAUGACGCUGGUGUUGAUCAGUCAUUCAUAGAUGCUCUGCCUGUUUUCCAUUACAAAGCCAUAAUCGGAUUGAAAAACCCAUUUGACUGUGCUGUCUGUCUGUGUGAGUUUGAACCUGAAGACAAGCUCAGAUUGUUGCCCAAAUGUAGCCAUGCUUUCCACAUGGAUUGUAUAGAUACAUGGCUUCUCUCCCACUCCACUUGCCCUCUCUGCAGAGGCAGUUUGCUUCCUGAUUUUUCUCCAAACAACAGCUGCUCGCCUAUUGUUCUUGUUCUUGAAUCUGGGAGUGACAGCUCCAGAGAGAUUGUCACUGACAGAGACAGAGAGAACUCGUCUGCUGUUGGCAGAACAAGUUCUGUUCUGAGAGCAAACUCUCAGCUGAGUUUCAGGGGUGACAAUGAGUCCGGAUCAUCAAGGAAAUCGUGUGAGAUUGUUAUCAAAGAUGGAAACCCAAGUGGGGUUUCGGUGGAGGAGGAUUCAGGGGAAAGAGUAAUGACUGUGAAGCUCGGGAAAUUCAGGAAUGUCGGUGGUGGUGAUGAUGGCGGUGAAGGAAGCAGUAGCACAAACAAUGUGGAUGCAAGAAGGUGUUUCUCUAUGGGGUCUUUUGCUUAUGUAAUGGAUGAGAAUUCUUCACUGCAAGUUCCCAUUAGGACACCAUUGAAGAAGCAGUCAAGCAAGAAGCCUAGUGCACUGCCAUUGACACCAGGUCAGCGGCCGGCGAUAUCCGAAUGCGACUGCGAGUCGAUAAGGGAAUUCAGAUUCAAUGGCCUUGACGAGGAAGUGAAUGCUGGAAAUGUUGGUGGUGGUAGUCAAGUGGGUGGUGGCGCUGCUGGUGUUAUGAAUGGCAAUAAUGGCGGAGGCAGGAGUAAAAGAGAGAGCUUUUCUAUAUCUAAGAUAUGGAUGAGGGGGAAGAAGGAGAAUUCGAAUGCGGCAGCAGCGAGUUCGUCGAGACGGGCUUUUUCAUUCCGGUUUCCGGUGAGGAAUGGAGUGGCAGGGGAAGAUAUGAGCAAGGAGAAAAAUGGUGGAGAGAGCAGGAGGAGGACUAUUUCAGAGAUUGGUAUUAGUAGCAGGUGGGAAAAUGGAGGGAGUGAAUUGGGUUGGGAUGAAGAAAACCAGAGCUGUAACAGUUUGGAUUCUCAAGUAAAUAAUACACCAUCUUUUGCUAGGAGGACUCUGCUUUGGAUUAUGGGAAGACAAAACAAAGUUGUUCAUUCAUCCUUUGAUCCUGGUCUCUGAUUUUCAUUUUGCAUUUUUUUUUUUAAUAUAAACUUUUUAUUUUUAUUUUUAUUUUUUUGGGUCUAGAUAAUUGUUCUCUUUGAUUUCUUCAUCCUCUGUAAUUGGAAAGGAAAAGAAGUAGAAAAGAAGUGAAAGAAAUUAGGAAAGAGAUCUGAAUACAAAAUUCCUGCAAUUUAUUUGCAAAAAUGUUAGCUUUCCAAUGUUACAGUUUAAACCUUUCCCAGCAGUAUAUCACAGAAAGAAAGCAUAUCAAGUUGAGGAGAAAUAUAUGGUUCUUUUUGCAUAA
Messenger RNA from Ziziphus jujuba (common jujube), 2137 nucleotides. RefSeq names its product RING-H2 finger protein ATL13. The transcript is spliced from 2 exons. The coding region runs from base 313 to 1851 and encodes 512 amino acids. NCBI's taxonomy places the organism in Eukaryota, Viridiplantae, Streptophyta, Magnoliopsida, Rosales, Rhamnaceae. The record is from RefSeq and is a predicted model, not a curated record.